Molecule: messenger RNA, 1395 nt
Organism: Purpureocillium lilacinum
Lineage: Eukaryota; Fungi; Ascomycota; Sordariomycetes; Hypocreales; Ophiocordycipitaceae
Source: RefSeq, a predicted model, not a curated record
AUGAGGGCUUCACUAGCUGCGGCCUGGAUGACAGCAUCAACCCAGCUCAUAGGAAUACCCACGACUCCAUACAACCAGUCUGGAAAUAGCACCGUCGCUCUUCAUCACCUAAAGCAUAUUGUCGUUGACAAGCGGUUUGCGCAACAUCGAGAUGGUUCCGGCCUAAGUCUGAUUCCACCAACACUACGUGAAUUUGCCACCACGUUUGCAGAGGAUCUCGAAAAUAUCCUCGGAAUCCGUACGGUUGUGCUGGAGGAUGCCAAGAGCAAACCCAAUGGCAUCUUCCUCACCCUUGGCGACGCAGAUACCUAUCUUGACGCUGCGGGGCGGCCAACAUCGGAAGGCUACACCCUCAGAGUUGAUGAGUUGGGCAUUACCAUCACGGGGGCAAGCCCUUUAGGAGCCUGGUGGGGAACCCGGACCGUUCUUCAACAAGCCGCUAUCCAUGAGGGUGCACUGCCGAUGGGCACUGGUAUCGAUGCCCCGGGCUGGUCAACGCGAGGCAUGAUGCUCGACUGUGGGCGACACUUCUAUCCGAAAGAGUUUCUGAUCGAGAUGUGUUCAUACAUGUCCUACUUCAAACAAAACACCUUCCACCUACAUCUCAUGGAUGAUGUCGGCGGAGUUAAGAAAACGGACAACCUCCAGGGCAUCUAUGCAAGACUCCGCCUCUGGUCAAACGGUGAUGCGGUCAAGGGACUUAACAACCACCCCAACGAGUCAUAUACACGCAGAGAUUUUGACGAAAUUCAGGACAAGUGUGCCGCACGUGGAGUGGCCAUCUUGCCCGAACUGGAAUCGCCCGCACAUGCAAUGCCCAUAGUUCAGUGGCGCCCCCAGAUCGCAUACCAAGGCGACGUGAGUCAGCUGAAUAUCUCACACCCCGAUACGGUUCCUACAGUACAGACAAUCUGGAAGGAGUUUCUGCCGUGGUUUCACUCUAAAGUUGUGUCUAUCGGCGCGGACGAGUAUCGAGGACCGAAGGACGACUAUAAGAAAUUCGUCAACAUCAUGGAUAGAUUCAUCAGGGAGGAGUCGGGCAAGUCCAUUCGAAUAUGGGGCACAUUUCCUCCGCAAAAAGGCAAGCCGUCGAACAACGAAAUCUCUCCGAACGUCUCGAUCCAGCACUGGGCUUACAGCUUUGAUAACCCGCUGAACGAUUACAUAAAGAACAACUACUCGGUCGUCAACUCGGAUGAGAUGUUCUAUAUUGUGCUCAAGACUCGCUACUAUAGCCGCACCGUUAACACUUCUAUAACUUUCCAAGGGGAUCCGAGCACUCAUGGGCCAUGGUAUCCGUAUAUCUUCAGCUUGAAGAACGCAACAAACAACCCCCCGCGCGACGAACCUCUUGUUCAAGGUGCUAUUGCGCCGUUGUGGAAUGACCGCGUCUAA